This is a messenger RNA of Vigna unguiculata (cowpea), 1530 nucleotides long. RefSeq lists its product as uncharacterized. The record is from RefSeq and is a predicted model, not a curated record. NCBI's taxonomy places the organism in Eukaryota, Viridiplantae, Streptophyta, Magnoliopsida, Fabales, Fabaceae.
AUGACAGAUCAAUUGAAUCAAUAUCUAGAUAUUUUGUCUGAUUUUAGUGAAGAUGAUUUGGUUACCAACCAAUAUACAAUCCAUACAACGUAUCAUAGUGGGUCAUCAAGUCACACCUCACUUGAAGCUUCAAAUCCAGUGACUGAAAAUUCACUAUGUGUUGGCAUGUCUUUUGACACAAAAGAGUCCACAGUGUCAUGUAUCAAGCAAUACCAUAUUGACAAUGGUUAUAGAUUUGCUGUUGUUGAGAGCAAAUCUGAAAAAUUUAUAUGUCGAUGUGUCGACUACAAAAAAGACUGCCCGUGGCGUUUACGGGCUGCUUAUAGCAAGCGAAGUUUGAAUUGGGAAAUUAGAAAGAUUGACGGAUCACACACGUGUUUGUCAACCAUGCAACCUGCAGAUCAUGUCAACCUUGAUUCCAAUCAAAUUGGUUCUAUUGUGAUGAACUCUGUAAAGGAAAAUCCUUCCAUACCUAUCAAAAGUUUGGUAGCUGAAAUUAAAAAUCGUUUCGGAUAUUCAGUUUCAUAUGACAAAGCCUGGAAUGGUAAGCAAAAAGCGCUUGCUAAGGAGUUCGGAGAUUGGGAAGAGUCUUACAAUGAACUUCCCAGGUGGUAUCAAGCUGUACAAGAAAGCAAUCCCGACACAAUAAUUCAAUGCACUGGAUCUCCUAUACAAGUAAGUGGCCAACCUGACCCUUCUUGCUAUAUUAUGGAAUGUGUAUUUUGGUCUUUUGGACCAUGCAUCCAAGGGUUUAACUAUUUCAAGCCAGUUGUCCAAGUAGAUGGCACAUUUCUGACAGGAAGAUAUCAAGGGACAUUGCUAACAACACUAGCUCAAGAUGGGUCACGUAACAUAUUCCCUUUGGCCUUCGCAAUAAUGGAAGGAGAAACAAAGGAGGCCUUAAUAUGGUUUUUUCAACUCUUAAGGGAGCAUGUUACACCACAAUCUAACCUCUGCUUGAUAACAGACAGGGGGAAAGGCAUAUUGGCAGCCCUACAAUCUGAAGAAGUACAAUGGGAAGCAGAUGGACUGCAAUCAGUAUACUGCAUAUAUCAUAUUGCUUCAAAUUUCAACAAAAAAUUCAAGAAUCACGAAUUGAAGAACUGGUUAAAGAAUAUGGCUUACGAGGUGAAACAACCCAUAUUGGAUGCUAAAUUGGCAGCUUUGAGAUCCUAUUCACCAGAAGUGGCAUCUUGGAUUGACAGGAUACCACUACAAAAAUGGACUCAGGCCUACGAUGGAGGUAGUAGAUUCAGGCACAUGACAACAAACCUGGCAGAAUGUAUGAAUUCUGUUUUAAAAAGAGCUCGUUCAUUAGCAAUUUGUGCUCUAAUUAAGGCAACAUUUGAAAGGACCGCAACAUGGUUUGUUGAGAGAGGGGUUAAGGCAGAUUUCAUGUUACGAGCAGGCCACGAAUAUACAAAGGAAAUUAAUGCUAUCAUUAGAAAAAAUCAACAACAAGCGAAAAUGUGUCAAGUUCGUUUUCUCCACAUGAUCACCGCCUACCAAUGUCUUUUACAGUUAGAUUAA